UCUGCGCUUUGUCUUUCCCUUCCUCUCCGAGAGUCCAAACAGCGAAGUUUCCAACAAAGACGCGCAGGCACAGUACCUCACACUAUCUUCAAGUCUCAUUGCCGAUUACAUAAUUACAAGAGGAUAUAGGCAUUUUCACUCGUUUUCGGUUUACAAAGCUCACGCGCAUUCAUUAUGGACCGGAAACCAACUGACAGCCCGGUCUACGUCCGGCAAUGGAGCAGCGAGUCCAGUACCACCGGCUCUAACCAGUCAUCCCCCUCGCGGCCUCCACACGCGCGUUCCUCCUCCGCUACCUCCUUCUCCACCGUCAAGCGCACUCAGAACUUCGCCGCCAAAGCCGCGGCUCAGCGCCUCGCUCAGGUCAUGGCCUCCCAGACCACCGCCGACGAGGACGACGACGAAGACGAGGACGACCUAGGCUUCCGUUACAGUGCUCCUCCUCCUAUCUCUCUCUCGAGGACCGUCAACAGCCCUACCAACGCUACUAAAAGGCCCGAGGUUACGUCUAUCAGGACCAAUAGAUCUCCUUCACCUGCGUUGGCUCGGAACUUUGUGGAGGAAACUCCAUCAGUUCGCUUGACGUCAGCUGGAGGGCCAUCAAUGUUGUCUCGUGCAGCGGUGCCAUCGGUACCACCAAAUAAAGCACCAUUGAGGAGUGCGGUUUCUCUGCCACCAGGAGAGCCUCUUGAAAUUAUGCAACUCAAAAAAAGAUUCUCAUCAGAUAUGGAACAUUUUAAAUCUAGAGAUUCUGGAGAUCAACGUGAUGCUUCUGCACUUCGUGACGAACUUGAUAUGCUACAAGAAGAGAAUGAGAAUAUUCUUGAGAAGCUUAGACUCGAGGAAGAGAGAUGUGAAGAAUCAGAAGCCAGAGUUAAGGAGCUUGAGAAACAGGUUGCUGCUCUUGGAGAAGGUGUAUCUUUGGAAGCUAAACUCUUGAGCAGAAAGGAGGCUGCACUGCGUCAAAGAGAGGCUGCACUUAAAGAUGCAAAAAAUCCCAAGGAUGGAGAAGAUAAGGAAAUUGUUUCCCUUCAGGCUGAGGCUGUUAAUGCAAAAGAUGAGGCUCAAGCCGCUAUGAAACAGCUUCAUGGAGCUGAAUCUGAAGUAAAAUCUCUUCGAUUGAUGACACAAAGAAUGACACUGACUCAGAAAGAGAUGGAAGAAGUUGUUCUUAAGAGGUGUUGGCUUGCUCGUUAUUGGGGCUUAGCUGCAAAAUAUGGUAUCUGUGCAGAUAUUGCAAUGUCAAAGUAUGAACACUGGUCAUCCUUAGCACCUCUUCCAUUUGAGAUUGUCCUUUCUGCAGGACAAAAGGCCAAAGAGGAGGGUUGGGAAAAAGCAGGUAACGAUGAUCCUGAGAAAAGGAGCAAAGUUCAGGACUUCAAUGAUUUAACUGGGGAAGGAAAUAUCGAGAGUAUGCUUUCUGUGGAAAUGGGGUUGAAAGAGCUUGCUUCCUUAAAGGUUGAGGAAGCCAUUGUGCUCUCACUGGCCCAACAGCGGCGUCCAAAUUCUGCUCGACUAUCCAUUUCAGAUAUUAAAUCACCAAGUGAUCCCAAGUCUAUGGAGGCAUUUGAACUAAGCGCAGAGGAGUCUGAGGAUGUUCUAUUCAAGGAGGCAUGGCUUACAUAUUUUUGGAGAAGAGCCAAAGCACAUGGCAUAGAGGAGGACAUUGCAAAAGAUCGUCUUCAGUUUUGGAUUAACCGCAGUGGCCAUUCACCAACUUCACAUGAUGCAUUUGAUGUGGGGCAAGGUGUUAUGGAGCUCAGGAAAUUGGGGAUUGGGCAACGACUUUGGGAAGCAUCUCGGAAAGAAAUCGACCAAGAUCUUUCCUCUUUGAUUGCACGGAAAGCUGCUAUAUAAUUGAAGAGUCUGCUAUGUUCGGAUUCAUUUUUGUUAGAUCUUUUAGUUUGGGAGCAUUUUUUCACCUGUAUGUGAUGUGGGGGAUGCCAACUUGAACUGGUUCGCGAAUGUUCCUGUUUUUUUCCCUCGUCGGCGCCACAUGUUACUACUGCCAACCGAAGAUCAACAUGUAAGCACUACCUACAUCUGGAAUAGAAGUUGUAGUAGCCCUCGGAAUGAUAGAGCUGAAAUCUUGUAAUUUUUAUAAAUCGGGCAAAUUACAAAGACUAGGUUGAGUACUUCAGAUAUAUAUGUUUGAAACCCAAAAAAAAAAAAAUAAUAAUAAUAAUAAUUGAUAUAUACGUUUGGCCUUCGAGAUGGAAAGAGAAAAUCAAGCCUGCAAAGAUCAUCUUAAUAAAGGGGGAAAAAGCAAGGAAAUUCUGCAAAGGCGUGGAGAGACUUUCUUUGUCGUAAGUGAAUUGGUUAUUAUUGUAUCAUUCCCUGUUUGGUCGGGAAUGGAAAGAAAGAGAGAAGCAUGUGCUAGCUGGCGUUGGAUGAAUGCCGGCCCUGUUUUGUAGUUGUCAAUCUGUUUAUGUGGGCCUCCUUUUAUAUUUUGUUUAAAACCUUUUGGAAUGGAAUGU
Messenger RNA from Juglans regia (Persian walnut), 2477 nucleotides. Its product is annotated as coiled-coil domain-containing protein SCD2-like. The transcript has 17 exons. The record is from RefSeq and is a predicted model, not a curated record. Lineage: Eukaryota; Viridiplantae; Streptophyta; Magnoliopsida; Fagales; Juglandaceae. The coding region runs from base 175 to 1857 and encodes 560 amino acids. Gene Ontology annotation, biological process: cytokinesis by cell plate formation.